AUGCCGCGCGAUGAAGAAGAGGAAGAAGCGGACUCGCAGGCGGGAGGGCCCGUCUCUCCACCCGCAGCGCCCGCUUCGGAGGGCGACGGCGCGCGGAGACUCGAGCCUUCGUCUUCUUCGAAAGACGAAAUGACAAACGCCGAGACCCUCGCUGAUCCCUCUUCUUCUUCCUCUGUCGGAGCUUCAAGCUCCCCGUUGCACUCUUUGUCUUCGCCGGUCUCGUCGCCAGCUUCUUCAGCAGCGCCUCAGCCGGCUUUGCCUUUUUCUCCUUUCCGUUCUGCGUCAGAUCCCAAAUCGGCUUCUUCAGUCUCGUCUUCGUCCUUUUCUGCCUCAGGCGCCGCGGCCUUCGCUUCCUUGGACGAACAGCUAGGCCUUUUUUCCCCUCAGGAAGAAGAGAGGGACUUCUCGCCUUCUUCUUCUCCUUCUCAUGCGCGUGAAGACGAGGGAGACGGGCGGCAAACUCCGCUUCUCACUCCAGCGCUGUCUUCUUUCUCUCACGUCUCUUCCCACGCGACUUCGGAUGCUGCUCUGCGUUUCCUCCCUCCGCCGGUGUCUUCUGUCUUUUCAGGCCUAUCACCCUGCUCUGCGUCUCCUGAAAUAGCCUCAUCUCUCCCGUCAUCGAAUUCUUCUUCUUCCGCUUCUUCCGCUCCUCGCUCCUCUUCGUCUUCCUCUUCUUCCGGUUCGCUUCCUUCCUCUUCAGGUGCGGGGGCGUCUACGGCGGGCUCGUGUGCUUGCGUUUCUGUGUCUUCUGCGUGUUUGUUUCCAGCGCCUUCGUCUUCCUCUGCUUCUUCUUCGUCUUCUUUGCCUCCUGCGUCUUCUUCUUCCUCGCGGGCCGCUGCGCAGUCGGCGCGCGAGCACGACGAGGCGCUGAGGAAAGUGAGGCAGGCAGACAGGGCGUUGACUCGAUUCUCUCAGCAGAUCGAGCUCGUGAGUUGGAUCUCGUGGCUUCGCUUCGUUCAUCGCGAAACGCUCACGCACUCGCCCCUCCUCUGCGCCGCCGUCCUCGAUCUGUUCCUGUCCUUCUGCGUCGAGAAAACCAACGAAGAGGAGAAGAAGAGAAGCAAACGGAGGCGGCCCGCGCCCGAGGCAGCGGCUGCGGGAGCGUGCGCAGGUGAAACUCACUCCAAAAAGCAGAAAUGCACAUCUUCUGGCGAGGGAGAAAAGGUAAAGGGAGAAGACGACGAGAGGAAGAAGAAGGCUGCAGGUGACCAGACACUGCGUGCGUGCGGCAGUUCGGAAACCCGAGAGAGCCACGAGGGAGCUGCCAUGAAUUCCUCAGGCCGGCUGAGCGAAGGCAAGGAUCCAGCAGACGCAAGCGACGCAGGACGAGAACCCACAGAGACGCGGACGAACUGGGACAGCGAACCUCGACUUUGUUUUCCGGCGGAGGGCGCGGCUGCCUUUGUGUUUCUCAAGGAGACCUUCGAGGUAAUCCAGCAUCGCAUCUCUCUGCCGAUUCUGCUUGUGUCGCAUUUUCGCGUCGUCUUCAUCGACAUCGAGUGGUUUCCGCGUGCCUCCGCAGGACUCUCGGCGUGCCGUGGACCUCCCAAAUCGGCACCCCUUCUUUCUGCCGCUCCGACGCCGCGAGGGGCGCGUCUUAGGAGCGGUGUCUCCUCUGCUCGCCGUGCCGGAGCCCCCGGGCGCGUCCCUGGGGCUCCAGGGGCGGCGGCCGGCGCGCUGGCGGGCGUCGUUCUCUCCGCGCAGACUGCGACGGAGGCCGCGUUCUUGGCGCGGCGAGAAGCGGAGCGAGGCUUCAAGAAGGCGCCGAGGGGCGACGAAGGCACUGUAGGGCGCGGGUCCCCCUCAGGAAGGCCGCGGAGUCGAGCGAGUCGGUCGCGGAGGCGCGCGUCGCCCUACGGGGGAGGCGCGCUGCGCUUUCGCCUCAUGAGGGCAAUCGAGAAGAAGAGAGGCACAGGCGCCAUGCUGGCUGUGAUAUUCGUCGCGCUCUGCCGGGCGCUGGGUGUCCAGGCCCGCCUCGUCCUCGCCCUGCCGCCCUCGGAUAUUCAACUGCCCUCGCGCCCCGGCGGCUCCUGCUGCCUGACACCGACGCCACCCUGGAUUGUUUCGCUCUUUCUUCGGCUCCAUCUCCCUCUCCCGGCCUUCCUCAACGUGCCGCCGGAAGCGUAUUUCUCUCAAGCGUUGCCUUCCGCGGCGAGCGCUCGAGUAGGGGUCUACGACGCCGUCUUUCGGCCUCGAAGAAGAGACGAAGGCCGCGGCCGCGAACUGGAUGACAGCGAGCGUUCCGGCGGGGAUCCCCCGACGGCGCAUGCAGCAGCCGAAAAGAGGGACAGCGAAGAGACAGACGAAGAGGUUAGCUUCAUAGGCGAGACGUCCGCUCAGGGGCCUUCCUCUCCCUCGCCUAAAGCGCCAGCCGCCGCCACGUCUUCCUCCGCCGCUUCCUCUUCCUCCCCUACUUCUUCUUCCUCCGCCGCGGCGUCUUCGCUGCUGUCUGCGGCUUUGCCUGGCUGCGUGUCUCCUCUCUCGGCUUUGCUUGCAUCCUCGCUCGCCUGCCCGCCUGCGUCGGGUGCUGGGGCCGUCGCGGAGGCGCCGGAGUUGCCGGCAUCUGCGCUGUGCUCAUGGGCGAACGCAGCGCAGCUCUGGGGCGAGUACUACUGUGAGCGAUCGCGGCGAUGGAUUUCCUGCGCUUUCUUCCCCUGCGCGUUCCUCCACGACGCCGCCGACGUCCUCUCGGGGCGGGCGGCAGGCGCGCGGAAGCCGCCGCCCGACUUCUCGGCUUUCCUCUCUGCGUUCUCCGCGGCUCAAGCCCACGGACAGAGCGCAUGCACCAAGAGAGAACGCGACGGGGAAGCUGGAGCGGCGCCGCAGACGGAGUCGGCGCUGAAGAGGCGAACGGAAGCGAAGGCGAGGCUCGCGGCGGACUCUCAGGACGUCGAGUCGACUCGAGGCAGCGCCGGGCGAGCAGAGGGAAGAACUUCGACGCGACAAGAGGCUCGCUUCGCCUUCUUGCCCACGUACCCGCCAGGCGGGGCGACGAGUGCGAAGGCGGAAGAAGAAGGGCGCGUCGCCGAAGCGCGCAAGUCCGAGGAAGAAGAGAGAACGAAACGCGGGCACGGAGGCCCGAGCAAGACGCGAGGCGAACUCGAUUCCCUCCUGCUCGACGGGCUCCUUCUGACGAGACGCAGAGAGAGACAGAGCCGAUCUUCUUCCUCUUCUUCCUCUUCUUCUUCCUCGUCUUCCGAGGAAGAGGAGGUAGGCAACCGCGGGGAGGUGACUGCGGGGCUGCGCGUCUCAGAGAAGGCGACGAGGAGCUUGGACGCGAGGGUGGGCGGCCCGCAUGCCGCGACAAAGAAAUAUGACGGAGAAGGCGGUAGAGCAGCCGCCUCGAGGCAAGCUCCUCCUCCCCUGCCUGCGUCGGCCUGCGUCCCUCCGUCUUCGUCGUCAUCUGCUUCCUUGUCGGUUGUCUCUUCUCCGUUGCCGCCUGAGCCGAUCCUCGCGCGAACUUCGCCGCCGGCGUCUCCUCCGUCGGAAGGUCAAGAGCUGGCUGCCGGCCGGUCGCUCGUCGCCGCGCUCGCGGAGUUCCAGCGCCAGGCGGAGGCUGCGGCGUCGCCCGCGUCGGAUUUGGUCGUCUCGUCGCCCUUCUUCGCCAGUCUGCGCGCGUCGGGCGCCUCGUCUCUCUCGUCUGCGGACGGGGCAACGCUGCGGGGCGGCAGCCCCACGGGCUUGCUGGCGUGCCUGUUCGCCCUGGCGCUGUUGAGGGGGAUGGGCGAGCGCGUCUCGCUUCCUCGCGCGUUUUUUCAGCUCUUCGAGGACGAGACGCAGCGUCUAGCUCGCGCGUGCGCCGCGCCCGGAGCCCCCGCCCCCGAGGCGCCGCUCGAGACGAGAGGAAGGAGCCAGGGGCGCGACUGCGAGGGCGACCGCGCGGCUUCCUGCAGAGCUGCCUUCCCGUUCGAGGCUGAGGAGGAGCGUCACCAACUGGCCGUUGAGUUCAGCGAGGCGUGGCGACGGGCCUCUUCGCGGUCGGCGUCUCGCUCCAGAGACAGCAGGCUCAGACGCACAGGAGGCACCGCGGGCGCCCGAUCCGCGGCCGGCGGCGGCGGGAGACAGCGACGUUCAGGAGGGGCACCUGGGGGGACUGACACGCCGCGACUGGCGUCCAGCGACCGCAGGAGCCACCCUGUCACUGGAGUUCUCUCUUCUUUAGCCGGUUCAGGCUCGGCGUCCUGCCGACCCGCGCCCACUUCGCCCCCGGCGGAGCUGGUCGGCGUCAACUUCCUGCGGGCGGCGGUCCGGCGCGGGCGUCGAGCGCGCGUCGCGAGUUCGGCGACUGGAUCGCUUUCUCCUCCGUCUUCCUGUUCUUCGUUCUUUGCAUCCGAUGCGGCGAACUCUUCUGCAGCGGGCGGCGCGUCUGCGGCGCUCCCUGCGAGUGCGAACUCAACUGGCUCUCCGCAAGCAGAGGGGCACUCGCCCAAGGAGCGAGGCUGCGCCCUCGGCCAGAGUGGCCCUUCGGGCGCGGUCGCGCCUCCUGUCUCCGCCGCUGGGGCGCCCCAGGGCGAAAGACCGGGAGGGCAGGCCUUGCGAGGUCGAGAGGGAGGCGCAGCGGACAGGGGACCUCAGCGAGCAGGGGCAGGGGGCGACGGCGGUGACGAUUCUCAAAGUGAGGAUCUCUCUUUUCUUGGCUUCCUUGUAAAGCCAGAGCGCAACGCGGGCGGGGGAGAGGCCGGCGAAAUUGGAGGUGGCAAGUUGCGCUUCGUCCUCGCCAUCGAUGAAGACGAAAGAAUCUCUGACGUCACUUUCCGCUACGCUUCCAGUUGGCAGAAAGUUCUGCAGCGGCGCCCUCAUCACCUGCAGGUGUGGUGGGACCUUCCCGCGACGCGCGCCCUCCUCAGCCGCGCGGCAAAGCGGCAAAGAGGCAGGCCCGAGGAGUUGACGCAAAGCGGCGGCGCCGAACCCGACGAGUCGCAGCCGAGCGGAGACUCGCCGCGGUCGCCAGGGGGCAGCGGGAGCGAGGGCCUGCCUCGCAAAGCCGCCAGCCGGAGCGACGCAGAGAAUGAGGGCGAAGGAAGCGGAGGGGAAGUCGAGUCGAACGAAGAGGACGACGCGGAGGACUGCGGCAACGAAGAAGAUGAGUAUAUCAUCUUCGGCGACGAGGCAGAGUCGCCGCUCCCGCAGGGGGACCAAGGCGCGGAGGAAGGGCGAGAGGAGACAGAGACGCCGACGCAAGACGACGCGAGCGUGAAGGCCCCCUCGCCUGAGUUGCCGAAAGAAGAAGACGCCGCUGAGGAGGAAGAACGGCGCCGCCUCCUCGAACGCGAGCCGCUCCCAACAAGCAAAGCAGGAUUUUCAAAACAUCCAAAGUUCGUCCUGGGUUCGAUGCUCCGCCCGUACGAGUACCUGCCGCCGCAGGCCCGCCCCGCGGCGUUUUUCCAGGGCGAGCUCGUCUUUCUCCGCAGAGACGUGUCUCUGUUGAAGACCUCUCUGCAGUGGGAGCGCGAGGGUCGGCGCGUGCGCGGAGACGCCGCGCCGCUGCGCUUCGUCUUCCGCAAGACUCGGAGGCCGCAGCCGCAGAGUCUGCGAGGCUGUCAAGUCCCCGGCCGCGCGGCGACGCGUUGGCUGAACCCUAUUUUGCAGAGGGAGGAAGAAGACUCAAACAGUCGCGGGGAGGCGGAGGAGGACGCGGGGGCGGAGCGGCGCGUCGCCCUCUACGGCCGGUGGCAGACUGACGAGAAGCCGCCGCCCAAAGUCGAGAACGGGCGCCUGCCUGACAAUGGGAGAGGAAAUAUUGAAGUCGGCAAGCUGGCCCCCGUGCCCAUAGGAGCUGUGCACAUCUCCUUGGCGGAUUUUCAGUGUGCGGGGGGGGGGCGGCCGGCGGCGUCUGCCUUUCUGUCUGCUGCGCCCUCCGCCCCGUCGCUUCUCUCUGCAUUUGUGCCCUCUUCGGGGAAGACGCAGACGCCGCUGAGCGCGGCGAGUUUGGGCGGCGCCCUCGUAGCUGCGGCGGUCAAAUGCGGAGUGGACUUCAAGCCGGCGAUCGUCUCGUUCGAGCGGAAGGCCUUCAACGCCUCGCCUUCGUCGGCGGCCUUCGCCGGCUGGGUUCCAGUGCGCGACGGCAUCGUGGUUCUAAGUGGAGACGAGGCGCGCGUGCGCGCGGCCUGGCGGGAGGAGCGGGAGAAGCGCGAGGCGGUGUGGCUCAAGCGACAGCAGCGCCGAGAGGAGAGGGAGAGAGAGGAGGGGCUGCGGAAGUGGCGGGUUCUCUGUCGGGCGCUGCUUUUCUGGCGAGAGCGCGAGCAAGAAGAGCGGCGGCAGCGCGAGGGACGUCGCGGUGCGCACGGUGAGAGAAUCUAG
Besnoitia besnoiti is the source of this 6300-nucleotide messenger RNA. Its product is annotated as DNA repair protein Rad4 domain-containing protein. Gene Ontology annotation, molecular function: single-stranded DNA binding; damaged DNA binding. Gene Ontology annotation, cellular component: cytoplasm; nucleus; XPC complex. The coding region runs from base 1 to 6300 and encodes 2099 amino acids. The record is from RefSeq and is a predicted model, not a curated record. The transcript has 8 exons. Lineage: Eukaryota; Apicomplexa; Conoidasida; Eucoccidiorida; Sarcocystidae. Gene Ontology annotation, biological process: nucleotide-excision repair; mismatch repair.